UUUCUUCAUAAUUUCAAUGUGCUCGAAUUUACUUCGUGAAAAAGCAAACAGGCCUAUCUAUAAAAUUACGUUUACAUUACAUUAUGAUUUGCAAUUCGAAACGAUAUCUUCUUUGUAUCCAGCAAUUUAUAUCUGAAGACUCAUACGUUCCUUAAAGAAUCUAUUAUUAAUAUGGAUACGUAUAGAUCAUUUUUGAUAGAUUUUUUAGCUGGCGGGAUAUCUGCAGCCGUUUCAAAAACUGCAGUAGCACCUUUAGAAAGAGUGAAGCUAUUGCUUCAAGUACAGGCUACCUCGAGACAAAUACGGCCAGAACAACGGUACAAAGGUAUGAUGGACGCUUUCGUACGUAUACCUAAAGAAACCGGUGUCCUCAGUUUUUGGAGAGGCAAUCUAGCUAACGUAAUUCGAUAUUUUCCAACUCAAGCAUUGAAUUUUGCAUUCAAAGACAAAUUCAAGCUUUUAUUUUUGGAAGGUGUGCCGAAAGAUGCAUUUUGGAAACAGUUUGCUGGCAACUUAGCAUCUGGCGGGGCUGCAGGAGCAACAUCUUUAUUAUUCGUUUAUCCACUUGAUUUUGCCCGUACCAGACUGGCGGCGGAUAUCGGAAAGGCAGAUAAAAGAGAAUUUAAAGGCCUGGGUGAUUGUUUGGUAAAAGUUUUCAAGUCGGACGGAUUCCUUGGCUUAUAUCGAGGUUUUAACGUGAGCGUUCAAGGGAUUAUUAUCUAUAGGGCAGCGUAUUUCGGUCUUUAUGAUACUUCAAAAGGAAUGCUUCCUGAUCCAAAACAAACCCCGUUAUAUAUUACAUUUCUAAUUGCACAGGUAGUAACAACAAUCGCUGGAAUCAUAUCGUAUCCUUUCGAUACGGUUAGAAGACGCAUGAUGAUGCAAUCAGGACUCAGUAAAGAUGAGAUUAUGUACAAAAGUACAUUGGAUUGUUGGGUAAAAACGGCCCAAAAGGAAGGGAUCGAGGCCUUUUUUAAAGGCUCGCUUUCAAACAUUCUUAGAGGCACUGGUGGAGCAUUAGUUUUAACCUUAUAUGAUACAAUUAAACACAAACUCGACGAAGCACUAAAAAAAAAAAAUCCAAUUACAGAAUCCAAAUGACUUUCUACUCGAAUUAGAUCGUAAUAUUAAAUCACUUUACACAGUUGAAUUAAAUUUAAAUAAACAUUAAUUAAUUAUAGACGAGCAUUAAUGAAUUAACAUCGAACAUUAUUGCAAAUGCUAUUGGGUACAAUAAAAUUGCACGCGUUAAAAUUAGCCAUGCUCCUGCAGUAUAUAAUAUGUCUUGUAAGAUAUCUAAAUUUAUUUUUUAAGAUGUUUCACAAAAAAAAAUGUAUAUACACUUACCGAUAAAAAUAACAUAUCUUUAAUACUUUAUUGUUUUAUACACUAGAUCUGAUAAAUCUCAUAGACGUACCUAUGUAUAUUCAGUGCAAUGUUAACGUAACGACAAAUUUUACUGACAUUCACAAGCAAAUUGAUUCUUAUCUUUACUCGUUACGUAUGUAUAAUUAAAUUUCCACGUUUAUACAUAAGAGAUUAAAAAAAAAAAUUA
Molecule: messenger RNA, 1555 nt
Organism: Hylaeus volcanicus
Lineage: Eukaryota; Metazoa; Arthropoda; Insecta; Hymenoptera; Colletidae
Product: ADP/ATP translocase 2-like
Exons: 4
Coding region: 172-1101 (309 amino acids)
Biological process (GO): mitochondrial ADP transmembrane transport; mitochondrial ATP transmembrane transport
Cellular component (GO): mitochondrial inner membrane
Molecular function (GO): ATP:ADP antiporter activity
Source: RefSeq, a predicted model, not a curated record